Messenger RNA from Triticum urartu, 523 nucleotides. Its product is annotated as major pollen allergen Lol p 11-like. The record is from RefSeq and is a predicted model, not a curated record. NCBI's taxonomy places the organism in Eukaryota, Viridiplantae, Streptophyta, Magnoliopsida, Poales, Poaceae.
AUGGCGUGGUGCAUGCCCCUCCUCGCCUCCCUGCUGCUGCUGGCCCUCGCCGGCGUCGCCUCCGCCGACAAGGCCCCCGAGAGCGGCUUCAUCGUCACCGGCCGCGUCUACUGCGACCCCUGCCGCGCCGGCUUCGAGACCAACGUCUCCAAAAACGUCGAAGGGGCGACGGUGGCGAUGGACUGCCGGCCGUUCGGCGGCGGCGAGAGCAAGCUCAAGGCGGAGGCGACGACGGACAACAAGGGGUGGUACAAGAUCGAGAUCGACCAGGACCACCAGGACGAGAUCUGCGAGGUGGUGCUGACCAAGAGCCCCGACGCGUCGUGCGCCGAGAUCGAGGAGUUCCGCGACCGCGCGCGCGUCCCGCUCACCAGCAACAACGGCAUGAAGCAGCAGGGCACCCGCUUCGCCAACCCCAUCGCCUUCUUCCCCAAGGAGCCGCGCAAGGAGUGCGGCGGCAUCCUCCAGGCUUACGACCUCAAGGACGCACCCGAGAACCCAUGAACCCCAUCCCAUCCAUAUA